AUUUCAUACUCUGAGCAAAGCGUAAGGCAUCAGUUACUUGUGUCUUUUUUCUAAUAUCUGAGCAUCUUAUUAUGUCCUUUAACUUGAUGCCUAAACAGCUUCUUUCCAUUGCUCUUUGCAUGGUCUGUAUUUUAUUUUUGGUUGACUGGUUUAGGGUCCAAGUUUGACAGCCAUAGGUAAGGCAAGAUAAUAUAGUUGAGUUAAUUACUGUUUUCUUUAGGUGUAUCAGAAGUUGUCGUGAACUGCUUCAUGCGGUAUGCCUAUGGGGGGUGUAACUGCUUGUAGACUCAUCAUACACGGGCAGCUUGUAGCAGUUGAACUGCUUCAAGUGGCCCAUCUAUGGCGGGCUUGAAACUUAAGACUUACUGAGGGAAGGCAAAAAUUACAAUAUAAUACAAAACACUGUCAUAACUAACUCUGUCUUUAUAAUGUCGUAUAGACAGUGUUGACAAGUAGUUACAGCACCUGUAGUCAACUAUUAAUUAGCUUAGUGUUAGGCAACUGUUUUGAUUACACUAUUUACAAUAACUAAAUUAAUUAAUUUUAGUAGACAUGCUGGCAUCAAAGAAUCCUGCAAAGAUUCAAAGUGACCUACUAAUUAAAUUGGUUGACUGUACAAUUUCAGGUUAUUCGUACUAAUGCAAGUCCAUCCUAUAUGUUUACUUAAUAACCUUGUUUACUAGGGGAUGCAUUAUGUUGUGUUAAUUUAUUAUUUUUGCAUGUUGUGUGUAUUUUUUUAUUUGCAUGUACCUAAAGAUGACCUAGAGAAAGCAAAAAAAAAACUGAAACUGGUUGAAGAUACAUCAGACAUACAGACUGAAGCCGAAACAGAACCAAGUCUUAAACGUAAAAGGCAAAAAAGAUAUAUUUCUAGCAGCAGUGACGAAGAUAAACACAUAAGGCCACCACCGUUAAAAAAGAAAUUACAACCACUUCAAGCUGCUGACAAUGAAGGAGAUUAUGGAGAUAGUCGUCAAGCUCAGCCAAACAUUGCCCAAGAAACCGCUUCAAUAGCAGAAAGAACCCUCUCAUUACUGAAUGUAGCAGAUGAGCUUCCCAUCUUAAAAAACAGUGUAAUGCAAGAUUUGGCAGACGACGGCGACGGACGGUUAACUCCCUUUGCACGCCAAGUUAGUCCUCGGUGCCAAUAUGAACAACCGUCGAAUAUCGGCAGCGACGAGCCAGCAGCAACGCCAUCGAGAGUUCAGGGAUUAACAGGAUACCAAACAAAAGUGCUGUCAUUGUUGACAUGUAUCAAAACUCAAAAUGAUCAAAUAAUAAGUCUGUUAAAACAUACUGGCACAUCGAAAGGUAGCCUAAAACCGGAAUUCAAAUUCCCAAUUCAAAAUGCCGAUGAAUUAACUACAACUGAAUUAUUAAUAGAGAAAAAAGAAAAUUAUGACAAUUUGGUUUCAUACAUGAGAACUAUUGGAGGCAGGGAUAUUGCGAGCAAAGUGUCUCGACUAAUGAAAUUUUGUUUCACUGACCAGCUGGCUCAACAGUACAACUUUUAUGGAAAGAGAUCGAACAAAAAGCCUUUCUGCCAACUGCGCCUGCGAGAUUGUAUCGUGGAAGGAGUUGUCACCACUACAUCUGGGUCUACAGCUAAAGACGUAGAAGAUUCCAUUAAAAUUUGGUUAAAACAUGCCCCCGAAAGAUUGAAGAAGAUUAAACAACAAUAAACAUGGCAGAGAAAAUAAAAUAUUCGAG
This is a messenger RNA of Leguminivora glycinivorella, 1710 nucleotides long. RefSeq lists its product as uncharacterized. Lineage: Eukaryota; Metazoa; Arthropoda; Insecta; Lepidoptera; Tortricidae. The transcript is spliced from 7 exons. The coding region runs from base 687 to 1682 and encodes 331 amino acids. The record is from RefSeq and is a predicted model, not a curated record.